Parnassius mnemosyne (clouded apollo) is the source of this 2394-nucleotide messenger RNA. The record is from the annotation of a GenBank genome assembly. NCBI's taxonomy places the organism in Eukaryota, Metazoa, Arthropoda, Insecta, Lepidoptera, Papilionidae.
AUGCAAUGGUCAUACAAGUUUUGGAAUGGACGAUGGGUGUGCACGGGGCUGCUGCUUUUACUAUGUGGUCUGGUAGCGGCACAAAACAUCGGUAAUCCUUACAAGAUACUUGGUGUUCAUCGUAGAGCAACACUUCCUGAAAUUCGUAAGGCGUACAGGCAGUUGGCUAAAGAAUGGCACCCAGACAAAAACGAAGAUCCAAAUGCUGAGUCCCGAUUUGUUGAGAUAAAGCAAGCAUACGAACUGCUCUCUGACACAGAGCGGCGACAGGCAUACGAUCUGUAUGGCAUCACCAAUGAAGAUGAACACAUGUACAAACCCAAACAUGACUACAGUCAAUAUGCAAGGUUUAGCAAUGACCCAUUCGAGGAAUUCUUUGGCGCGCACUUCAGAACACAGGAUCAAGAUAUUACAUUGUUCCACAAAUUGUCUGUCACUGCACGGCAUUUUGAAAACCACAUAAUGGAGAAGAGCGUACACACGCCAGCUUUAGUAUUAUUCUACACAGACUGGUGCUUCGACUGUGUGCGAUCCGCCGCUGCUUGGAGGCGACUGGUUGAGGCCCUACAGCCCUUAGGGAUAACUCUGGCUACAGUUCAUGCUGGACAUGAAGCCAGUUUGGCGAGACGUGUGGGUGUUCAUGGAGUACCAUGUCUCACUUUUGUUAUUGAUAAACAGAUUUAUAUUUAUAAAGAGGAGUUGGGAUCAAUGCCGAAGAUUUUAGAAUUUAUCCGCUGGAAGUUUCCAUACAAGUUGGUGGCAAAUCUAAAUGACAACAAUAUGGACUCCUUUAUAAGUGACUUUGAAGAUAACAAAGUGAAGGCGCUCAUCUUUGAGGAGAGACCCAGCAUACGGCUGAGAUAUCUCGUCACAGCAUUCCACUAUCGGGAGAGAGUUUCUUUCGCGUUUGUGGACAUGAGCGCACGCGAUUCUCAGAAGGUGACCGCUCGUUUCAAGGCACAACGGAACGCUGACAGUAUGGUGCUGCUGAAGGAGGACAGCGCUAAUCCGGUUGCGACCGUUAGCACAGCGGAGAUCCCAACCCACACACUGAGAGAACUCAUCGAUGCCAACCCGUUACUUACGUUGCCCAGGCUUUCCUCGCAGAGCGUGCUGGAGGCGGCGUGCCCGGUGGAGUGGCGCGCGGCGCGGCGGCGGCUGUGCUGCGUGGCGCUGGGCGCGCGCGGCGCCGCGCUGCGCGAGCUGCGCCGCCUGGCGCGCGCCGCGCCCGACCGCCUGCGCUACGCCUACGUGCGCGCGCACGCGCAGCCCGACUUCGUGCGCGCGCUGGCCGCGGGCUCGGGUACCGACAUUUCGAAGAUGGACCACCGUAUAGUUGUAAUUUGGCGGCGUGAGCCAACGCGUAUACAGUAUGAGUGGUUAAACGAGACAUGGCCGACCUGUGCGAAAUGUGACGAGGAGUUUACAGAGGAGACCAUCCAGUACCAGCAGCGGUUGAACGAAACCAAGAGAGCACUUGAACAGUUGAUAAAGCGGCUUCUGAAGCCAACCGAAAUGAUGGCAUAUGAAACUCAUGUACAGGAGCUGGCAGACGAGGCGGCGCGCGGCGCGGCGUGGCGCGCGCUGGCGCGGCUGUGCGAGUGGGCGGAGCGCGCCGCGCUCGCGCUGCGCACGCGCCACGCGCUCUCCGCGCUCUCCGUGCUCGCCACCGCCGCGCUCGUGCUCGCCGCCGGCUACCUCAUGGCGUACCUCGUACGCAUAGAAGAAGAAUCUGUACAGAGGCAGAAAGAAGAGCGGCGACGUCAGAACGGUGGUAACAAAAAGAACAAUAAUGAGCCACAACCGGAGUUGAGGUUGCACGAGCUACGUGCGGAGAAGUAUAACGGACUUGUGAGAUUAAUGAAGCCGGGCUGUCGAACCAUAGUAGUGCUAGUGGAUACGCAGAGCAAAGUUCAGCUCCUGUCGAAGUUUCACAAGAUUGUGUGGCCGUAUCGCAAGAACAAGACGCUGGUGUUCGCGUACCUGUGCGUGGAGCGCAACGUGGAGUGGUUCCGGCGCGUGCUGCAGCUGUCGCUGGGCGGCGGCGAGCUGCGCGUGAACGCGCGCAACUGCGUGGGCACGGUGCUGGCGCUCAACCCGCACCGCAAGUACUUCUGCAUCUACCACGCCAAGCACCCGGAGUGCGCCAAGCCGCACAAGCGCAUGAGCCGCAUGACGCGGUCUCUCGGCGGCUGGGCGGGCGACCCUGAGGCGGGCGCCUUCAUCGGCUUCCAAACUGAACCAGAUUCUUCUUCAGCAGAUGAAGCGCCCGAUCCGCCAGUACUGCUACAAGAAAAUCUCCUAGACGGGCUUCCAAACUGGCUGGACCGGCUGUUUGAAGGCAGCACUCAUCGUUACUACAUCAACUACUGGCCCGAUAUGACUUCAAAGUGA